ACUUACAUCCUGUUAGUAAUGUAUCAUCAUGUCUGUCCAGGAGAGAGAGAGGUCUGUUAGUAAUGUAUCAUCAUGUCUGUCCAGGAGAGAGAGGUCUGUUAGUAAUGUAUCAUCAUGUCUGUUCAGGAGAGAGAGGUCUGUUAGUAAUGUAUCAUCAUGUCUGUCCAGGAGAGAGAGGUCUGUUAGUAAUGUAUCAUCAUGUCUGUCCAGGAGAGAGAGAGGUCUGUUAGUAAUGUAUCAUCAUGUCUGUCCAGGAGAGAGAGAGGUCUGUUAGUAAUGUAUCAUCAUGUCUGUCCAGGAGAGAGAGAGGUCUGUUAGUAAUGUAUCAUCAUGUCUGUCCAGGAGAGAGAGAGAGGUCUGUUAGUAAUGUAUCAUCAUGUCUGUCCAGGAGAGAGAAAGGGGUCUGUUAGUAAUGUAUCAUCAUGUCUGUCCAGGAGAGAGAGUGAGAGGUCUGUUAGUAAUGUAUCACCAUGUCUGUCCAAGAGGGAGAGGUCUGUUAGUUGCAAUUCUAUGGUAUUUACUAGUAGUUCCUUAGCAGUCACGCCUUAGCAUGCAACCAAGUGAUUGGGAUUCUCUUCUACUUUAUGACAGUACUAGAUCUUAGACUAGUAGUACUAGAUCUACCAGUACUAGAUCUUAGACUAGUAGUACUAGAUCUACCAGUAUUAGAUCUACCAGUACUAGAUCUUAGACUAGUAGUACUAGAUCGUAGACUAGCAGUACUAGAUCUACCAGUACUAGAUCUACCAGUAUAGAUCAUAGACUAGCAGUACUAGAUCUUAGACUAAUAGUACUAGAUCUUAGACUAGUAGUACUAGAUCUACCAGUACUAGAUCUACCAGUACUAGAUCUUAGACUAGUAGUACUAGAUCGUAGACUACCAGUACUAGAUCUACCAGUACUAGGUCUUAGACUAGUAGUACUAGAUCUUAGACUAGCAGUACUAGCUCGUAGACUAGCAGUACUAGAUCUUAGACUAAUAGUACUAGAUCUUAGACUAGUAGUACUAGAUCUACCAGUACUAGAUCUACCAGUACUAGAUCUUAGACUAGUAGUACUAGAUCGUAGACUACCAGUACUAGAUCUACCAGUACUAGAUCGUAGACUAGCAGUACUAGCUCGUAGACUAGCAGUACUAGAUCUUAGACUAGCAGUACUAGAUCUUAGACUAGCAGUACUAGAUCUACCAGUACUAGAUCUACCAGUACUAGAUCUACCAGUACUAGAUCAUAGACUAACAGUCAUCUCUCAAUCAACUAGGAACUAAUGUGUCACAAACCACAUCAAUAAUGGUACAUGCCUAAAUAAAAACCACAGGAAACUGAUAGAACAGCGUAGAGUUUACUUCAAUGUAAACAUGUAGACAAUAAAGCAAUAAUUGAGUUAAUCACACGACUGGCAACAGCAUUCUAUACUGGACACGUCUAUACAAAAUAAUGUCCCGUAUAUACAAUCAAUACAGGUUUUUCCUUCUUCAGUUUUGACCCCCGGCGCCACAAUCGUUUUUAUUACUGCACACUUUUGAGUCGAGCCAAUUCUAUAUCAACAAGUCUAAAGCAGCAGUGUGGUUAUGAUUGGCUCACGGGGACACACCCCUGUUAUUUACCAAUGAGAAAUGAUUUCAUUAAACAAAGACCUGAGAAGCCCUGAGAAGCUAUAACAAAAAUAGACAUCUUAAAUUUAAAAAAAUAUUCCACAAAUUCUCAAAAGUUCCUUACAGAAGAAUAAACCUUUAAAGCUUAAAAAACCUGUUUUAAUGAUCAUUAGAUCUAUUCCAGCAACAAAAUUAUCAAACGCUUAUUUUAAAACACCAACUGUGUCUUUAUCAUUUAACAAAUUAACUUUCAGUGUCACUUAUCUACUUAACUUCCUGUAUCACGAUGAUCCUUCUGUAGUUUAUUACACAGCUUCCUGUAUCACGAUGACCCUUCUGUAGUUUAUUACACAGCUUCCUGUAUCACGAUGACCCUUCUGUAGUUUAUUACACAGCUUCCUGUAUCACGAUGACCCUUCUGUAGUUUAUUACACAGCUUCCUGUAUCACGAUGACCCUUCUGUAGUUUAUUACACAGCUUCCUGUAUCACGAUGACCCUUCUGUAGUUUAUUACACAGCUUCCUGUAUCACGAUGACCCUUCUGUAGUUUAUUACACAGCUUCCUGUAUCACGAUGACCCUUCUGUAGUUUAUUACACAGCUUCCUGUAUCAUGAUGACCCUUCUGUAGUUUAUUACACAGCUUCCUGUAUCACGAUGACGCUUCUGUAGUUUAUUACACAGCUUCCUGUAUCACCAAGACCCUUCUGUAGUUUAUUACACAGCUUCCUGUAUCACGAUGACCCUUCUGUAGUUUAUUACACAGCUUCCUGUAUCACAAUGACCCUUCUGUAGUUUAUUACACAGCUUCCUGUAUCACGAUGACCCUUCUGUAGUUUAUUACACAGCUUCCUGUAUCACGAUGACCCUUCUGUAGUUUAUUACACAGCUUCCUGUAUCACGAUGACCCUUCUGUAGUUUAUUACACAGCUUCCUGUAUCACGAUGACCCUUCUGUAGUUUAUUACACAGCUUCCUGUAUCACGAAGACUCUUCUGUAGUUUAUUGCAUGAAGCACCUUUAUCUUACAGUCCUUCAUUCUUAUCCAUUCUGCACCAUUGAAGACAUUCAUCAUAAAGCAAACCAUGUCCUAUCAUCAUGUCCCAUAAGGACCCAUGUCCUAUCAUCAUGCCCCAUAAGGAUCCAUGUCCUAUCAUCAUGUCCCAAUGAGGACCCAUGUCCUAUCAUCAUGUCCCAAUGAGGACCCAUGUCCUAUCAUCAUGUCCCAAUGAGGAACCAUGUCCUAUCACCGUUUCCCAUAAGGAUCCAUGUCCUAUCAUCAUGUCCCUAUGAGGACCCAUGUCCUAUCAUCAUGUCCCAUAAGGACCCAUGUCCUAUCAUCAUGUCCCAAUGAGGAACCAUGUCCUAUCAUCAUGUCCCAUAAGGAUCCAUGUCCUAUCAUCAUGUCCCAUAAGGACCCAUGUCCUAUCAUCAUGUCCCAUGAGGACCCAUGUCCUAUCAUCAUGUCCCAUAAGGAUCCAUAUCCUAUCAUCAUGUCCCAAUGAGGAACCAUGUCCUAUCAUCAUGUCCCAUAAGGACCCAUGUCCUAUCAUCAUGUCCCAUAAGGAUCCAUGUCCUAUCAUCAUAUCCCAUUAGGACCCAUGUCCUAUCAUCAUGUCCCAAUGAGUACACAUGUCCUAUCAUCAUGUCCCAAUGAGUACACAUGUCCUAUCAUCAUGUCCCAAUGAGGACCCAUGUCCUAUCAUCAUGUCCCAAUGAGGACCCAUGUCCUAUCAUCAUGUCCCAAUGAGGACACACGUCCUAUCAUCAUGUCCCAUGUCCUAUCAUCAUGUCCCAAUGAGGACCCAUGUCAUAUCAUCAUGUCCCAAUGAGGACCCAUGUCCUAUCAUCAUGUCCCAAUGAGGACCCAUGUCCUAUCAUCAUGUCCCAAUGAGGACACAUGUCCUAUCAUCAUGUCCCAAUGAGGACACAUGUCCUAUCAUCAUGUCCCAAUGAGGACACAUGUCCUAUCAUCAUGUCCCAAUGAGGACCCAUGUCCUAUCAUCAUGUCCCAAUGAGGACCCAUGUCCUAUACAUUCCAUUUGCUAUUUAAAUAUUUUUUCAACCAACCUGCAAACUGAAAGUGCUUUUCAAACCAACUGUUCUUGUGUUGUCAUUUCCAGUCGGGCCUAUGCAUCCUUCUGCUGCCUUCUAUUGAAGCCACACCUUCUCCCCCUGUAUGUCCAACUUCUGCAGCUGUGCCCCUCCCAUAGCUCCACUAUAGAGGUAUAAACACUAGAGGGAAAACUUCAUAUCUUUUCCACUGACUUUAAAAAAUGUUGCAUGCAGUCACAGUGUUAAGUUCAAAGUUAGAGUUCUCACUCGAGUCUGGUGUAUUAGCUAUUAGCUAGGCCCUGCCUCUAACUAGGCUCCACCUCUAACUAGGCUCCACCUCUAGCUAGGCUCCACCUCUAACUAGCCUCCACCUCUAGCUAGGCUCCACCUCUAACUAGGCUCCACCUCUAAAUAGGCUCCACCUCUAACUAGCCUCCACAUCUAGCUAGCCUCCACAUCUAGCUAGCCUCCACAUCUAGCUAGGCUCCACCUCUAACUAAGCCCCACCUCUAGCUAGGCUCCACCUCUAGCUAGCCUCCACAUCUAGCUAGCCUCCACAUCUAGCUAGCCUCCACAUCUAACUAGGCUCCACCUCUAACUAGGCUCCACCUCUAGCUAGCCUCCAAAUCUAGCUAGGCUCCGCCUCUAGCUAGGCCCUGCCUCUAACUAGGCUCAACCUCUAGCUAGGCUCCACCUCUAGCUAGGCUCCACCUCUCUCACAGCUACACUGCUCUGUCAUCCAAUGUCCUUCCGUCGCUUCAAUCCAGGAAUGUACAAGCCCUAUUUAUUACCCACUGUCAUCAGACACUCUACUCCUAACCUCACCCGGGGUGAACACUCCAAGACUAAGACACGAGCAACGCUUAAAAAAAUACAUCUUUCUAUGGAGCAAGAAAGAUGUAAAUGAGCCGUCUGCAUGCAUCCAACAUCAUUGUCUUAAAAGCUCAUGAUCAUAGUUAAAAAUCCUAGUUUAAACACCAUAUUGAAGUAAAUAUCCUGGCAUAGCCUACUGCACUGCAGCCCUUGAUUGGAAGCUUAUUUAACAUACAAAUCUCUAGCUAUAUGAUAACUGAAAUCAAUCUAUUGAGGUUUAUUCAUCUACUUAAUGAGAAGAUUGAGCAGCAAUAUUCUGGUGUGUGUGGAGUUCAAAGUCAGACAUCAGUUGUUCUUGAGGAACCGAAUCCCCUGGCAGUUUUAUUAAAGUCCUUCCCUUCCCCGUCCUGAUUUUUGCGGUUAAUCAGCCCCCUCUGGAACACAGCUGACAUCUUCCCCAGCGGCUUCUCUGCAGCCUCUUUAAUCUUUCUGGCAUCAAAGCGCGGACUGUAGAGGAGAAGCGGCAGACGGCUGGCAAAAGAGGGGACGACCUCCAUCUCAUUCUCUUUCUGCUGAUUGACUUUCCGUGUCUUAUUGGUCUGCUCUCUCUGGUCUUUCUUCUUGUCGGAACCAUCGGGAGCUUUGCUAGCUUUGAUCUGCUGCAUGAUUGCUUCCUUGGUAGAGAACAUGUGGAAGAGCAUGGCAUCCCACAUUUUCAUUGCUCUGGGCGCCUCUGUCUCCUUCAGCACUUCUUUGCCCUUCUCAGAGUGGUCUUUGACUUUUGCUGAAGAAGCUUGACUAGAUUUGGCCUGGUCAGUGUUCUUACUGUAGAUGGCGCCAUCCCUGCGGACAGAUUCGGGCUCUGGCUCCGGGAACUGAGGUUCCUCUGGUUCAACGACCAUGUGUUUUUUGAGGCGCGACCAGCCACUGAACAUGGUCUUCAUACUUUUAGGUUUCAGUGCAUUCAGUGCAGCGUUAGCAAGGCUAGGUUUAGCGGUUGGAGCUUGGGGCUUGUCUACUUUGUCUACAUUGUCAACAGUCGAAGAUGCAGUUGAUAUCGUAGACUUCGUACAGGGUGUCUCUUGACGUCUGGCUGCUUUCCCCUGUGCACCUGAUGCACUGACUUCCACAUCUUCCAUUGUGUCUGUCUCUGUCUGUCCAGUCUUUGGCUGAGAUGGCGAUGACAUUCCUCUGUUUGUGGGCAGGGAUUUUAUAGAGGCUGAGGCCUGAGGCAGAGAGGCAGGAUUGGAAGAGUCAAUCACUUUGGAAACGGCAGGUAGUUUUAUCACAGUGUCUACGGCAGUGGUUGGGGUUGGGGACGAUAUACGUUCUAUAGCAGGCUUUGUGGAAGUGGUGUUAGUCAAUUUAGGCUCUGGUGUCGGUUUUAGGGAGGCAAUAGCUUCAAUGUCAUGCUUCGUCAAGGGUUUAGCUUCAGUAGAAGGGUUUAACCAAGGUCUAGUGGGACUAAAGCAACUUCUUGAUGCCAUAACCUUUGCAGCAGGUCUAGCUUCAACAGUAGGGCUGAAGCAGGAUCUACUUUCUAUAGUAGGUGUUGUUGAAGGUUGUACAUUUAUGGUAGGCUUGUUAGCUGGUUUAGGUUCUGGUGCAGGUUUUGUGAAGUCUCUAGUUUCCGUAUUAUUCUGUGUAAAGGGUUUAGCUUCAAUAAAAGGGCUUAAGGUGGUUUCUCUUUCUAUGGGCUUUGGGGAAGGUGGUACAUAUACUGUAGGCUUGUUAGCUGGUUUAGGCUCUGGGGAUGAUUUAGCAAAGACUCUGGUUUCCAUAUUGUGCUGUAUAAUGGGUAUAGCUUCAACAGUAGGGCUGAAGCAGGGUCUAGUUUCUCUAGUAGGUUCUGUUGAAGGUUGUACAUAUACUGUAGGCAUGUUAACUGGUUUAGGCUCUGGGGAUGAUUUAGCAAAGACUCUAGUUUCCAUAUUGUGCUGUAUAAUGGGUAUAGCUUCAACAGUAGGGCUGAAGCAGGGUCUAGUUUCUGUAGUAGGUUCUGUUGAAGGUUGGACAUUUACGGUAGGCUUAUUUGUUGCAUGGUUAGGUUCUGUAACAGAUUUAGGUUCCAUAGGUGUUGUUGACCAUGGUCUGUUAUGUCUACGUGGCGGUGUAGAAGGUAGGACUUUUAUGGUAGGUUUGUUAGGAAGCACUGACACCGGUUUUGGGGAGGCGUUAGCCUCUAUGACUGGCUUCAUAAAGGGUUUAGCUUCAAUAGUAGGGCUAAAAGAGUCUGCGGUAGGUUUUGUUGAAGGUUGUACAUUUAUGGUAGUUAUAUUAGCCCAGACAGGUUCAAGGGAUUUUGGUGAGGCUUUAGCUUCUGCAACAGAUUUUGUAAAGGGUUUAGUUUCUAAAGCAGGGGUUGAGGGAGGUAUGGACUCUAUUAUGGGAGGUGUGGGAGGUUGUACAAUUAUUAUAGGCCUGUUAGUAUGUGGGACAGGUUUUGGAGAGGAACAAUUGUUGUAAACAGGCUUUGUAAAAUGCUUAGCUUGUAAAGUAGGGCUUAUUGGGGAUCUAAUUUCUGUGGAUGGCUGUGCACUUAUGAUAGUUGAGUUAGUACGUGUAGGCUCUAGGGAUGGUUUCAGCCAAGCUCCAUUUGCUACAAUAGGGUUUGUAAAUUGUUUACCUUCGUUCGUAGAGCUGGCUGAGAAUCUUGUUUCAGUAGUGGACUUGGUGGAAGGUUUUUCAUCAAUGGUAGAUUUUGUAGAUUGUCUGCAUUCAAUUGCUUUGUGGGAGUUGGUUUCUACAAAAUGCUUCCUGGUAUGGUUUGCAUGGUACUGCAUGGUACUGGGCAGAAUAUUUUCUGGAGUAGACUUGCCAGGUUGUACAGGUUCUAUUAAAUGCUCGUUGGGGAGUUGGGCUUCUAUGCUAGGCAUGCUAGAGAGUUGGGCUACUAUGCUAGGUGGGCUGGGAAGUUGGACUACUAUGCUAGGUGGGCUGGGAAGUUGGGCUACUAUGAUAGGUGGGCUGGGAAGUUGGGCUACUAUGAUAGGUGGGCUGGGAAGUUGGGCUACUAUGAUAGGUGGGCUGGGAAGUUGUGCUAUUUUGGUAGGUGGGCUAGGAAGUUUAGUUCCAGUGAUAGGUGUGCAUGAAUGUUGGUUUUCUAUAGUAGGUUUGGUGAGGACUUGGGUUCCUGUUUCAAUGGUAGGUGUUUCAAUAGUAGGUGAAUGAGAGAGUUGAGUUCUUAUGGUUGGCACACUAGGCUUGCUAGGUAGUUUGGUGUCUAUGGUAGGCUUGCCUGGUAGUAUAGUUGCUGUGGUAGGUUUGCUGGGGAGUUGGCUUCCUAUAUCAGGGUUGUUGGGGACUCCUAUGACAGGUUUUCUGGGUAGUUUAGUGUCUGUGCUAAUAUUAGCCUUGACAGAAAGAUGCAUGACUGUGGGAUCUGCCUCUGACUUUCCACUGUGUCGGGGAAUAUUUGCUACAGUUGAAUUUUGUGAAACUUCAGCAUUUGGAAUGCUGAAAGGAAACAGCGACUUUGACACAACAUUCCUACCUAUCGGGAAUGAAGGAGUUUCAUUUAGCUGAAAUGGAGCUGGUCUGGUUGUGUGUACCACACCUGCUUUAUGUGCCAGUCUUGGAACCUCAGAAUGAGAGGCCAUUGGUGUGGGGACUUCACUGGUGGCUGGUGGAAGAGUUAACUGUCCGAGGGCCAAUAGAAGUUCAGGUUUUGUUAUGUCCACAAUAGGUGUUAUAUCAGGUUGUAUUGCAUAAGCAGGUGCUUCAGAUUUGUUAACAUCUGAUGUAUUGGGUUUAAAUAUGGCUGCCUUAUCUGUCGGUGUCUGAGAACAGCCAGUUGCAGCUAAAGGUGUUGAAAGUGAAGGUGCUGGAACAGUAGAAUGCUGCCCUUGCAAGGUAGGUUUCUGUUGUUCUCUGUUGGGUGUGUUUGAUCCUAAGGGGGAUGUUUCAGGUUUAGAGAUUAAAGGAGGACGAGGCCCAUUUGGUAAUCCAUUAGUCUGUGCUGUGGAUGGUGAUGGUGUUGAUUCAUUAGCUUUAGGUCCAGAAGGACCAUAGUAUGUCCGGAUCCCACCAUAGGCAACAUACUCAGCCGGAGUCAGUCCGUAAUAUGUUGACCGUGUUUUAGGUUUUUUGGAUGUAGGGGUCUUUUGAUGCUCUAUCAAUGGUGCCAAAACUUUACGUAAGCCAAUUAUAGGAGAGUCUGGGUAUCUAGGGGUCAAUGGAGAUUGAGGUGAUGAAAUCAUUGGCGUUAGCACAGUGUUUGGAGGUGGUUGUGCUGAGAUCAUUGGCACAGUGGGUCCGUUUGGUGGAGCUGAAAUCGUUGGCGCUUUGUAUCCAUUUGAAGCUGUCUUUGGUAUCCUUUUGGGGGACAAUGGGGUCUGUAGCUUUUGAUACUCAGGUCGGGUUCCAUAUUCAGUUGUUUCAUCCAUUUUAUCUUUCUGCAUAUGAGGUUCUGUAAACUUGACUUUUGGCUUGGAAACUGCACUGUCGCGUGCAGCCAUCUUUGAUUCUAGAAUCUCAUUGGGAGUUCUCUCAGCCAUAGAUCUUUCAGUGGUGGUUGUGCUUCCACUAGUCUGGUUUCUAUCCCCACUGGUUGGACCUUGUGAAAGUUCCACUGAGCCGGCACAGGCAGAUCCAGCUGAUUUUGGUUGUUCACUGGCUGUGGAGCGAGUUUGGGCUGCACUUGUAACAGGCAUUGAUGGGGGUGAUUUGACUGUACUGUUAACUGGCAUUGAUGGGGGUGAAUUGACUCUGCUGGCAACAGGAAUUGCUAGGGGAGUUUGGGCUGUACUGGGAACAGUCAUCGCCGGGGGAGAUUUAACUCUACACAUAACAGGCAUGGGUGACUUUUGUCUCUGUGUGUUUAUGACUGAGGCAUGUACGUCUUGAUAGGAGCUGAAGGCAGGAGAUAUAGUAGUCAUACAUCUGAGCAUAGUAGUUGUAUCCUGUAUCUCCUUGUAUCUGUGUGUCUCUUUGUUUACAACCAAAGCAUGUACAUCUUGAUAGGAGCUGAAUGCAGAAGAUAUCGUAGCCAUAGACCGUUCCAUGUUGGUUGUUAUUCCAUUAGUCUGAGUUGUACUUCUUUCAACACUGGUCAGACCUUGUAAAUGUUUGUCAGCGUUAGAUCCUAUUGGUUUUAGUGCUUCUGCUGCAGCUGAGGGAAUAUUGCUUGUAAUGGUAACAGGCAUUGAAGGAGGAGAUUUAACUCUACUGUUAACAGGUAUUGCUGAGGGAGAUUUAACUCUACUGUUAACAGGUAUUGCUGAGGGUGUUUGGGCUGUACUGGUUAUAUGUAUUCCUGAGGGAGAUUUGACUCUACUGUUAAGAGGUAUUGCUGAGGGUGUUUGGGCUGUACUGGUUAUAUGUAUUCCUGAGGGAGAUUUAACUCUACUGUUAACAGGUAUUGCUGAGGGAGAUUUAACUCUACUGUUAACAGGUAUUGCUGAGGGUGUUUGGGCUGUACUAGUUAUAUGUAUUCCUGAGGGAGAUUUAACUCUACUGUUAACAGGUAUUGCUGAGGGUGUUUGGGCUGUACUGGUUAUAUGUAUUCCUGAGGGAGAUUUAACUCUACUGUUAACAGGUAUUGCUGAGGGUGUUUGGGCUGUACUGGUUAUAUGUAUUCCUGAGGGAGAUUUAACUCUACUGUUAACAGGUAUUGCUGAGGGUGUUUGGGCUGUACUGGUUAUAUGUAUUCCUGAGGGAGAUUUAACUCUACUGUUAACAGGUAUUGCUGAGGGUGUUUGGGCUGUACUGGUUAUAUGUAUUCCUGAGGGAGAUUUAACUCUACUGUUAACAGGUAUUGCUGAGGGUGUUUGGGCUGUACUGGUUAUAUGUAUUCCUGAGGGAGAUUUAACUCUACUGUUAACAGGUAUUGCUGAGGGUGUUUGGGCUGUACUGGUUAUAUGUAUUGCCGAGGGAGAUUUAACUCUACUGUUAACAGGUAUUGCUGAGGGUGUUUGGGCUGUACUGGUUAUAUGUAUUCCUGAGGGAGAUUUGACUCUACUGUUAAGAGGUAUUGCUGAGGGUGUUUGGGCUGUACUGGUAAUAGCCAUUGGUGACUUGAUUCUCUGUGUGACGUGUACAUCCUGACAGGAGCUGAACAUAGAAGAUAAAUUAGCCAUAGAUCCUCCCAUGGUAGUUGUAAUUCCAUUAUUCUGGAAUAUGUCUGUAUCUGAACGAGAUCCAAUUGGUUUCAGUUGUUCGGUUGCUGCUGAGAGAGCACUGGUAACAGUCAUUGGUGACUUGUAUUUCUCUGUCUCUGUGUUUACGACCGAGGCGUGCACAUCCCGAGAGGAGAAGAAUAUUGGACUUGCAGCGAACAGGAGUGGAUUGGCUUUCGAUAUCUCAAAAACAGGUGUCAGUCUUCCCAUUGUGGGAUGGUGUGAGGGUGUUUUCGAUCUUCCAGAAGGGGUCUUUGCCACGGAAACUUUAUAUGGGAUAGCCGGCUCACUUUGAUGACAAGUCAGUGGUGAUUUCUCCCUGUGUAUCGUGGAUAACGAUGCUCCUUGAUACAAUAUAUUCACUCCUGUUAUGUCUGGAAGUGCAGGCUUGGAGAUUUCGUAAAACGUUGCCUUGGAUGUGUAAAUCAUUGUUUGUGGGAUGAUGUCAGACGGUUUGACUUUACAGGAAUCAGCUUGAUUUAUUUGCAUGCUGACCGUCUUAGAAGCCGCUUUGCUCAUAAUGUGAUCUUCAGAACCAAGGUUAUUAGUGACCAAAGCUGGUGUGUGCUUUGGAACAUCAUCCUUUGGCUUACUGGGUGUCGUCACCUGAUGGGUUGAGGUCAGAGGUUGUGUCUGAAGGGUUGGCACUGACAUCAGUACUGGAGCAGGAAGUGGGACUGGACCUUGGACCUGAGCGGGUAAUGGUGCCAGACCCGGACCCAGGCUCGGACCACUAGGUACUGGUGGGGAAAGAGUCAUAACAUGAGUUGAUAUCUUAGGGGAACAUGGAGUUGGGGGAGUUGACUGUGGUACACUGGGGACUGAGUCUGGAGCUACUGUUGCCGUGGCCACCGACCCAGACGAAGGCGGAGGCGGAGGCGGAGGCGAGGGUGGCAUCAUGCUUUCUGUGUCGUCAUCGUCAAACAUAAACGACGAGCACUCAAAGAGGGGCGCCACCUGGUUCUCUGAUGUCUGCAUGGGAGCGGUGUAGUCCAGGGGGGGAAAGACCCCUGUCUGGCUGUAAGGAUUGUUACCAUAUGGACCACUGGGGGGGAACGAGAACGGAGAGGGGGGGUGUGGAUCAUACAGAGGCCUAAUGGGGAAACUGAAGUCCGGUGACCGGGGAGGAGUCGAGUGUGUGUCGCUGUGCUCGAGGUCCGAAGCUUCGUGUACGGGGGACAGACAGGAGCGGAAGGGGAUGGGAGUCUGGGAGGGUCGGGCUUUCUUCUUGGCACUCUUCUUGAUGAGUUUCUGCAGCCGGGCAUUGGCCUUGUCUGGUUUGGGCAGCAGGGGAGGGGGAGGCUGGGAGGGGUCGGGAAGGUCCGGCUGGAGUCCAUUGCUGUACCUGACUGCCAUCAGCGUUUCAUUUCAACCCCCUGAAAAGACAAAACAUCAAGCAGAAAGAAUUAAAUGACAAAAUGAUAUAUUUAUUUGAAAUAAAUCUACCAAAACUUUAACCGGGGUGGCAGGGUAGUCUAGUGGUUAGAGCGUUGGACUAGCAACCGGAAGGUUGCAAGUUCAAACCCCCGAGCUGACAAGGUACAAAUCUGUCGUUC
Molecule: messenger RNA, 12131 nt
Organism: Oncorhynchus kisutch (coho salmon)
Lineage: Eukaryota; Metazoa; Chordata; Actinopteri; Salmoniformes; Salmonidae
Exons: 2
Coding region: 9590-10504 (304 amino acids)
Source: RefSeq, a predicted model, not a curated record